Messenger RNA from Symbiodinium sp. CCMP2592, 4638 nucleotides. The record is from the annotation of a GenBank genome assembly. NCBI's taxonomy places the organism in Eukaryota, Dinophyceae, Suessiales, Symbiodiniaceae.
AUGGCGCCCAAGGCAGCUGGUAAGAAGACCGCGGCGGCGGCGGAUGGGGCCAGCAAGAAACAGCGCCUUGCCGAGAAGAAAAGUGAGGCUGUGAGGAGGGAACAAAAACAGGUGUUGUCCAGCGACAAGGCUAACCAGGCCAUCAUGAUGGAACAGAUCGUGGAGUGGUGCGAGUCGCACCCAAGGGGAUUCGAACACAUCCACCGCUCGAUCAUGCUCGGUUCCUAUGACGCCUUGGACCAGAAGAAUGCCCUGACGGACGCCGAUGCAGACACAAGGUUGCCGAGCUACAUGAACAAGUUCCGACUCCUGACCGUCCCGGUGGCCUUGGAAAUCCUCGCCUUGGUGACGCCAGCAGUUGCCUCCUUCAUAGAGAAGAUGCUGAAGAAGGGGCAGAAGAUUUCCAAGUUCGACGUCACGGAGGUCGUCGCCUUCGUCCUCCAUGUGGAUCUGCGCAGCGCCUUGCCCAGCAAGCAGAAGAGCCAGCUGCUCCAGUGGUGCAAGACCAGAAGCGAGGAGUCGGACAGUCCUCUCAAGUCUUGGUCUUCGUCUUCGGAGCCGGUAUGCGAGACCUGGGAGGACGGGGAUGUUCUGGACUUCGUCGCCCAUCCGCUCUACAAGUACUGGAACUUUGAGCAUGCCGCCGAUGACGGGGACCAGUCGACGUUCGGGGUCGUGCGGUACCUGAAGACGGACAUUCGCCUUCGGCUUCCGAAGGAGAUCCGCGGGUUCCCGAUGAAGGGCCCCCACCUCUUCUUCACGGCCUUCGUGAAGGGCUGCAUCAGCAUCCCCAUGACCCACGUCAUGGAGCACAAUGGGGCCGAGGCGGGUCCUGAGAGGCCCCUCUUCUUCGAGGCGGUUCCAUCAGGCUCGUCUUCGACUUCGCCUUCGAAGCCCAAGGAGGCCGAGCAGCAGCCCCCGCCGGCUACGCCGAAGAGGAAGGCUCGCUCCGACCCGAAGACUCCCGGGUCCGGGCGCUCGGGCAAGGACCCGGUGAGCCCGCCGCCUUCGUCCGGCAAGCGCAAGCGCUGCCUUGCCAUCAUUAUCGAACAUGGGGAUCAAGUGCAUCGCUGGCGGAUCUUCUAUGGCAACAGAGUCCACUACCUGUGCACGAAGGCCGGCAUUUCUGAUGUAAGGCAGAUCAUGGGAACUAUGGCGCACGUGGUCGAGGCGAUGCUGGAGCGUUUGCGAGUAGAUCUGACGGAGGAUGAGAUCGCCGUGGCUCUGCAGGUAUUCAACCUUCGGCUGUGGCAGGAGACGAACCGACAACAGGAGCUAGUGGACUCUACACGCAAGCUCUGUGAUAUGCUCAAGCUUUCGCACGGGGAGAUUGCGAAGAGUCGCAAUCUUGCUUCAGAGAAAGUCAAGGCACUCGGGCACCCUGGCCUGUCCGACACCUUUUGGACAUUUGCAAAGACUGUCCAGCUGCUCAAGGUCGAAAAAGUCCAGGAUGGUGAGGAACAGAACUUGAGGUACAACAACACCUUGUACAACAAGGCCUUACACCAGGCUGCCACAGCAGCUGUUGCAGUGCUGCGGGGUCCAUCCGGUCCCGUGGAGAAGGCUGCCCGGAGAUUGGAGCUGGAAUUUGGGCGGGGCAUCUUGAGCAGUCAGUACUCGAAGUUGAGCAAGCUGUUAUCGCUGACCAACAAGCUCGCAUCUGCUACCAGAAACGCUGUAGACCUGACGGCCUGGAUGAUCGACUCCUUGACGCUGGCCCUGCGCAUGAACAUGGUCACGCCAGCUAAAUGCACCGAGAAGUUUCUGGAUCGAGACCGGAAGACAGGCGAUGCUGGCUUUUGGUUGUCGCGCAUGCUGGUGGUGCAGGUCUUCGAUUAUGCAGCAAAGCUGGCGAACAAGUUGCCUGAGCCGGACAAGGUUAAGCUGACAGGGAUUUUGGCUGAACUCCGUUGCCCUUCCACAUGUUGGGAGAAAUAUCUCUGCCAUGCUGAUGCUGAUCAAGGGGCUGCUGGAGAGGACGACAUGGACGGCGAGGACCCAGAGGACGUGGAGCGCCCUGUUCCGCAGUCCAAGAUUGGAGCUGUUAAAGAGGGUUUCAACAAAGCCAUUGGCAUGCUUUUGGAUUUGCUGCUGGAGCUGAUGUCGGGGAAGUACUACAAGGAUUGCUGCAUGCUGGCUUCGAGUGAAGAUGGCCUUGCAAAGGCAUUGACAGCUGCACAGCUUGGAAGCUCGGAUGACACGGAGCACGAGGAGCCAUGUGCGCUUAUCACUCAGAUGAAGAUCAUUGUCGACAAGUUCGACAACAGCACGAAGUCCGUUGGUGCCACAUCUGCGGCUCCUGCUCCGAGUUUGCUCCAAAGCCUGGCCAAGGCUUCUGAAGCUGACACACCCGAGGAAUGUGUCGAGCGUGAGCGGCAGUGGAAGGCGGUGCAAACGGAACGCCGCAAGUUCGUGUCGUUCUCGGUACCGAACAAGAUCUCGAAGGACUGCCUAGUCAAUGCGUUCAGAGGUUGCGGCAAGGUCUUCACGCACAAGGGCACCUUAAACUCUUCGCACCGCCUGAUCGUUGCCAGUGCGGAUCUCUUGGCAGAGGCUGGUACCGACCCGUGGCUCAAGGGCACUCCGCCAAGCGAGGAAUGGAAAGAGAUCUGUGCCUUUGCCAAAGACAUUUCUGGGCCCGAGGAUUUCGUCGUACUCUUCGACGGCAGAAUGCGGGAAAUUCGCCGCGUGUCCGAAGACCUCCUGCUGAACCAGCAGCACACCGAGGAGUGCACCAUCGUGUACUCAGGUGGGUGCCCGCCGAGAACUGGUCGCACUCGCCGCGUUCCGCUGGCUGCAAAGAAGGUGGAGACAGGAGCGGUUAAGUUCCCGGUCGCACGCACCAAGAUUCAGACGACGAAGAAAGGCUCCUUCACAGUCUGCGGCGAGGCUUCUACGUACCAAGGCACUUACUCAGGCGUGGAGUACCGUGCGGUUUCUGAAAUGCCCCUCGUGUCUGCAGACACCAAGAAGAAGAUCAUUGCUCCGGCAACAACCGGCGACCUCCCGACACCGCCAGAGGACUGGCAGGAUCGCCACGGCUCCGACGUACCCUUGUUCUGGAACGAGUCGAAGCCGAUAGCAUAUUGGAAUGCCAUCAUUGAGGAGUUUUGCGCGGAGGCAGUGUUUGACCUCACGGCUGGCACCGGUGCUCUGAUGGAGGCUUCUUUGACUGCCGGCAUCGCAUACCACGGGCUUUGCAGCCUCAACAAGGAGCACAUGUCGUGGGUCCAGGCGGUUGCUGAUCGCGCAGCUUGCGGAAUGAUGGCUUUGGAGGGAUCCACUCUUUACUCGGACGAGAAUGCCAAGGCGGUGAAGAAGCAUUUCCCGCACGUUCUGGAGAGCUUGUCCAACCAAGACGACCAGGACGAGGCCUACCAGACGCCUCUGGGGCAAAACCAGUCUCAAGACGGCUUCUCGUCGGAUGCCCCGGGGAGCUUGCGGAAGCAGGCUGUGAAAGACGGCUUGGUCCCCAAGGCUCGAAGGGCCUUCGUCAUCUGGUUCCAGGAAAACUCCGAAGUCAAGAAAGGCGCUCCCAAGCACGAGUUUCUCAAUGAGAUGAAGCAUCUUGGCGCAGUCUGGCAGGGCAUGACCGACAAGCAGAAGGCACCAUUCAUGGCGAGGAGCAAAGAUGAGUUCAUGGCUCAGCGAAGUGCACUGGCCGUUCUUGGCAUCAGGAUGCGGGGCUCCACGACCAGUGCGGGCGGCCCCGACGAGGCGAAGGACCCCCCUGCCGCUGACGAAUCUGGCGGUCGCGUUGGCCCAUUUGAGCUUAAUGGUGCAAGGGCUCCAAUUGGAGGCGGAGCCUAUGGCAGUGUCUACAGUUGCCAGCAUCCGCAAAGCGGCCUUAACGUGGCGGUGAAGGUUUAUCGUGGCUCCGAUGGCCCCGCGGAUUGCAGGCACGAAGUGGAGCAGAUGAAGCUUCUAAUGAAGGCCGUUCCGCAGCAGAAGAUGAUGUGGUUCCCGCUUCUUGUCAGCUCGGGUGUCACGGGCAGACCUUGGCCAUGGAUGGCUACUAGCCUAUGUGGGCCCAGCCUGGCAACCGCACUUCGAAAUCCUGCGGCGCAUGGCAAGCCGAGGACGUGGUCUGUGGCAGCUCAGCUGAGAAGUGCACUGCAGACCUUGCAUGACGCAGGCAUCCUACACUUGGAUGUGAAACCUGGCAAUGUUCUUUGGUGCCCUUGCACAGAUCAGGUGCAGGUGUGCGACUUCGGCAUGAGUGAGAACAUGGCACGGCUCCAGAAGGCUUCUCAGGCUCCCAGGUUCCUGCAGUAUGUCACGGCUGCCUAUCGACCUCCGGAGCUGUGGCCCGCUCGUGUGAAUGGCGAUGGAGACUGCGGUGUCAGAAAGCAGCUGCUGACUGCAGCUGUGGAUAUGUGGGCCUAUGCUUGCGUGGUGUUUGAGGUGGAGACCGGGAAUCCCUUCAUGCCCAAGGGGGAGGCCGGACUGAGAGCGUGGUGCAAGCAGUGGCCCGAGCUGUGGAAAACACGCAGCGACUUAGCCAAUUGCCCCGCUGCAAGUCACACGUGCUGCACAAAGGUGCUUCGAGCCGGUAAAUGGGGGCUGUUUGUGUUGGUCGGCUGUGCUCCAGACCCCGGAAAGCGGCGGUGGCCGGAGCUCUGUCUGAAUCAGAAAUGA